AUGGCAAGUCCUGUGAUCCUGUUGGUUCCUCAGCUGGAGGAAUCUGUUGGUCUCGCCUGUUUUGACAGCCAGGGGCUGCAGAAAGGGGAGAGCUUAGAACUGGAGGCGUCUGAGACAGAGGUGCUUUGCCAAGACAAUGCUGACAAACUAUCCUGGGCGAGGGGUUGGCAGAACCAUCUUUAUGAUACAAAGCUUAACACCAAAACAUCCCCAGCAGCCAACCAGGCACCUGGCCCAGAGGAAAAGGGGGAAGCUGGCAAUGCCAAGAAGGCCGAGGGGGGGGAGGAGGAGGUGGACAUCGACCUGACAGCGCCGGAGACAGAGAAGGCUGCCCUGGCCAUUCAGGGCAAGUUCCGGCGAUUCCAGAAGAGGAAAAAGGACCCCAGCUCCUGAGUGCCAGCCCCGCCCGCCCCACUCCACACUCCGCAGCUCUGGCUUCCAUGCGCCUUGUCUCUGUCCCUCUAUCCCGGGUGGGACCGUCUGGCCCUCGGGCCGUACGAGGUCCACAAAAUCAUUUAUUUGGUCUGGCCCUGCCAAGGCAUUAGGGGUGAGUUAAUUAAAUGUUUGAUCAAAUAUAGCAGGCUAAUUUUUAAGUUGAUAGUUUUGGGUGGCUUGUGAAUGAUGCUUUAAAUAUCCAAAUGGCCCUGGGCAGAAAGAAGGUUCCUCACCCCUGCUAGCCCCUCAUUCAGGCAAGUUUGACCCUUAUCUGCUAUUUUCUGUGGCCCCUCAAGUCAUCACAGCAGCAGAGCAUGAGGAACAUAGGACAGGGGAAGAAUUCAGCUGGCAGCCACUUGCCUGAGGGUGGGCCAGCUUCUCCUUGGGCUAAGCCUCCUUAACCAGUUCCUCUGCCCCGUGAGGUUGAAGUAGAAGAGGCUUUGAGGCUGAGGGCCCCUCCCCCGUACAGUGUGGGAGGGAGGGGAAGUCUUCAGAGUCGGGUGCCUGGGGGGGAUAUGCACUGCCUGCCUGUCCUUACAACAGUCCCACUUCAGGUAACAUUCCCUCACACCCUCUGCACUGCCACCUCCACUUCCUGCUGCGCCAAGCCGCGGAGCCCCUGGAGACCCGCGACAGCAGCUUUCACAUCAGUGCCUGCUGAGUAGAUGAGUCCCAGGAACGCAGGGGGACUGGGCCAGGCAAAGGGUGUUGCCUUCACCAUCAAGGCUGGGGCAGGGCAGAGGCAGGGGCGUGGGAGCUGGGGUAGACUGGGGAGGAAGGACAGUGAGAGGGAUCUCUGAGGACACAGGCUGCUGCCAGGGAGACUGCCUGCCCCUAACCCCACAUCUAGCCUCCCCAGAGGCCACGCAGACCAGGUGACCCCUGGAGCUCCUGCCUGCCCCACUGUGGAGUCGGGACAGAAGGGAAUAGCCACUCGGUGAGGUUUUAGCUGUUUCACAAUUACAGAAACAACAAUAACCCUCCAGUGGAGUCGUUUAACCUCUACUUCUGAUUUUUCUUGGGAGGAGGGUGAGUGCUGGCCCCAGGGAGGGCAGGUGCCGAGCACUUUCUCCGCCCCGACCUGCCCACACCCUGCUUCACGCCCACACUGCUGCCUCCACCCCGGGCCUGCUGCUCCCUUCCCUUCCCCUCCAGCCAAGGGCACACCCCGUCAUCUUGCUCCCUGUCCCACGUGACCUGUCCUAGCUGUUCCUGCUGCUUUGCCUCCCCCGCCACACACACACACACACACACAACUGUUAAGCAAAUGUGGUGGAAGAAGAUGACUGGGCCACACUGAAGACUUUAAACCAUGAAUUAAAUAAAAUGAUGGCUUUCAAAUGAG
Messenger RNA from Myotis brandtii (Brandt's bat), 1780 nucleotides. RefSeq names its product Purkinje cell protein 4 like 1 (gene PCP4L1). The record is from RefSeq and is a predicted model, not a curated record. The transcript is spliced from 5 exons. Bases 1 to 393 code for a protein of 130 amino acids. NCBI's taxonomy places the organism in Eukaryota, Metazoa, Chordata, Mammalia, Chiroptera, Vespertilionidae.